Solanum verrucosum is the source of this 3738-nucleotide messenger RNA. RefSeq names its product putative late blight resistance protein homolog R1A-3. Lineage: Eukaryota; Viridiplantae; Streptophyta; Magnoliopsida; Solanales; Solanaceae. The transcript has a single exon. Bases 1 to 3738 code for a protein of 1245 amino acids. Gene Ontology annotation, biological process: defense response to other organism. Gene Ontology annotation, molecular function: ADP binding. The record is from RefSeq and is a predicted model, not a curated record.
AUGGCUCAAAAUGAAAUUGAGGAAAUGUUAGAUCACCUGAGAAGGAUCAAGAGUGAGGGUAAUCUGAGUAGAGUCAAGAUUGGUAAAAUUGAGAUACUUGAAAUGGUGCUAAGAGUUUUUAGAACCUUUGUAAAGUAUCAUCAUGUUCUUUUGCCGGAUCCUUUAGACAAACUCAUAGAGAACGCCAAAUGGACUGUGAACAUGCUUCAGUGGGCACUUAGUAGAAUUCCAAAGGAACGUAAAACUAACCUUAAUCUGGAAAGGCUAGAAUCACAUUUGUUAAAAAUUUUUGAAGGUACUACCUGUUUAAGUUACAAUUAUGAGUUGAAUGAUUUUGAUCUGUUGAAAUAUAUGGAUUGCCUCGAAAAGAAUCUAAAUGAUGUACUAAUGAUGUGCCUGGAAAAGGGUAGUACUCGCCUUAAAAUAAAGAGCAUUAUAAUGCAACUGAAAAUUGUUCAAAAGAAAAUGAGAUUUUUGAGAUACUUGUAUGCCACUGAGAUAAAUGGUUUUGUCAACCAUGAGAAGCUGGAAUGUUUGGAGACUCGAAUUGAGUUCAUGGCCGACAAUGUGGGACAAUAUUGUCUUGCUGUUUUAGUUUACGUUGCUGCGAUGGGAGUUAGGGAAAAAGAUGAUAUCUUGAAUAAACCUCCUUAUCUAUUAUCGUUGAUUGUGCUUGUGGAGAUGGAAAUGAAGAAGAUUUUUCUUGGUGAACUAAAGGCUUCAAAGUUUACUCGAUCAAAAACUUUCAAGGACAAGAAAUUACCAAAAGGAUUUUCACAUCAGCUCCACAGUCUGCUGAUGUAUCUCAGAAACAAAAAGCUCGAGAACUUUCCUAAUAAUAUCUCUGCUCAAAAUAUUGAUGUGGCAAUAGAGUUCUUGUUGGUUUUCCUUGAUGCUGAUAUGUCAAAUCAUGUUAUAAACGGUAGCUGGUUAAAUGAGGUUAUGGAAAAGGUUGGAGCUAUAGCAGGUGAUGUUCUAUAUGCAAUUCAAAAACUUCUUCCUAGCUCUAUAAACAAAGAUGGCGCUAGCAAAAUAAGUCUUUUCUCGUUACAAAUAUUGGAGAAAACGAAAGAUCUGAAGGCACAAGUGGAGACUUACUACAAAUCCUUAAAAUUUACUCCAUCUCAGUUCCCCACCUUUGGUGGAUUGAGCUUUCUGGAUUCUCUUUUAAGGAAAUUGAAUGAGAUGUCGAAAUCUAAAUUUGGUUUAGAUUUCCUGAUGAAACCUCUUUUAGGUAAUUUAGAGAAAGAGCUAUCAACUCUUACAUCCAUUUCAGAGAAGGAGUUGUCAUACAUUUUCAAAGAUGAACAUAGAAUGUUUAAAGAUCUUCAGAGACGUCCUAUCAAUUUGGCAUAUGAAGCUGAGGUUUCCAUUGACUCUAUUCUUGCUCAGUAUGAUGUCUUUUGGCAUAUGUUUUGCUCACUUCCUACAAUCAUAGAGAUCAAGAAAAUUAUUGUGGAGGUGACUGAGAUGUGGUCGGUGGACAUUGCCCUUAAGCCUUGCUAUGCGGUAGAGCCAUCUAAACAUCUGCAAACUCGACAUAGCAAUCAAGUGAGUGAUGAGGAGAUAGUGGGUUUUGAGUUAGCAGUUGAAAGACUAAUUCAGUAUCUGACUCGAGGUACAAGUGAGCUAGAUGUCAUACCUAUUGUUGGUAUGGGGGGGCAAGGCAAAACAACAUGUGCUAGAAAGUUGUAUAAUAAUGGCAUCAUCGUUUCUCGGUUUGAUGUUCGAGCAUGGUGCAUUGUUUCCCAAAAAUAUAACCAAAAAGAGCUAUUACAAGAUAUUUUUAGUCAAGUUACAGGUACCAAAGACAACGGAGAUAGGGAUGAUAUUCUUGCCGACAUGUUGAGGAAAAACUUAAUGGGAAAGAGAUAUCUCAUUGUCUUGGAUGAUAUGUGGGAUUGUAUGGCAUGGGAUGGCUUAAGGCUUUCUUUUCCAGACGUUGGAAAUAGAAGCAGAAUAGUAGUAACAACUCGACUUGAGAAAGUGGGUAAGCAUGUGAUGCACCAUAUUGAUCCUUACUCUCUUCCAUUCCUCACAACAAAAGAGAGUUGCCAAUUGUUGCAGAGAAAAGUAUUUCAGCAGGAAGAUUGCCCGCCUGGACUUGAAGAUACGAGUCAAGCAGUUGCAGAAACAUGCAAAGGACUGCCUCUAGUGGUUGUCUUGGUAGCUGGAAUAAUCAAAAAAAGGAAAAUGGAAGAAUCUUGGUGGAAUGAGGUGAAAGAUGCUUUAUUUGACUAUCUUGAUCGUGAGUCGGAAGAAUAUAGUCAAGCGACUAUGCAGUUGAGUUUUGAUAACUUACCCGAUUGUUUAAGGCCUUGUCUUCUCUAUAUGGGGAUGUUUUCGGAGGAUGCAAUAAUUCCAGUUUCUAAAUUGAUAAGUUUAUGGAUAGCGGAAGACCUUGUGGAGAACAUUAAAUCUGCUGAAGAUUACUUGAUGGAUCUCAUUAGCAGUAAUGUGGUAAUGGUUUCAAAGAGAGAACAUAAUGGUAAGGUCAAAUAUUGUCACGUUCAUGAUGUAGUGUUUCACUUUUGCUUGGUGAAGAGUAGAGAGGAAAAGUUUAUGCUGACAGUGAAGGGCCAGUUUCAACCUUUGGAUAGGAAGGGAAGUCGGGUGAGCUUCAGUUGUAGUGAAGAGCAUUCCAAAACACAGAAGCAUUUCCACCAACACUUGAGGUCACUGAUAACGACCAAUAGAGGAAAAUCUAAUGAUGGAAUUCCCUUUUGUCAGAUUAGUCAAUUGCGACUUCUUAAGGUCUUGGAUUUGAGUUCUCAUAGUGUGGAUCGUUUGUCGUCAGCUACAUUCAAACCACUAUAUCACCUGAAGUACCUCGCAGUUUUGGCAGAUGAAUUCUAUUUUCAUCCAGAAUCACAUCUCCUCCAUCUUGAAACUUUAAUUGUGAAGAAUGAUUGGAUACAUAUAGUACUGUUACCAACGUCUUUUUGGGAAAUGGAAAAAUUAAGGCAUGUUGAGAUUUAUAAUGCAAAGUUUGAUGAGCAGGGGAUGUUUGAAGGAUCCUCUAAAUUGGAAAAUUUGAGGAUAUUAAGGAAUGUUCGAUUUCCAACUAAGGAAAUUGAUAGGGUGAAUGUGUUAUUAAAGAGGUGUCCUAAUCUUCACCAACUUCACAUUGGCUUUUGGGGCAUUGUUGAUUCUGGAGAGCCUUUUUGUCCCAAAUUGGAGAAUCUUAUGCAGCUUCAAGUACUUCGCCUUUUCUUUCCGUGGACCAUAAUUGUAUCUGGGUUACAGUUGCCUUCAAAUAUAAAGAAGUUGAUACUAUUAGGGACUGGUAUAGAAAGCGUGAUUUCCUUCAUUGUCGGACUACCAAGACUGGAGUAUCUCAAAUUAGAAGAUGUGGAUUUUACAGAAAAUGAACCGCGUUCCUUAGAGUGGUUCCUUAGAGAUAUCACGUUCCAUAAACUUAAGUUCUUGAAACUAGUGAACUUAAAUAUCUCAAGAUGGGAUACCUCGGAGGAAUCCUUUCCCCUGCUUGAAACACUAGUUGUAAAACGGUGUGACAAUCUUGAGGAGAUUCCCCUUAGCUUUGCAGAUAUUCCAACAUUGAAACAGAUUAAGUUGAUUUACUACAAGAAUGAAUCUCUGAAGGCUUCAGUUGUGAAAAUUAAGGAAAAUGUCGAAGAGAAUGAAGGAAACGACCGUAUAGACCUCAUCACUAUCAAAGUAAGUAGAGUAAAACUCCUACAUUCUGUUUUUGAGUAUGUGCCUCUAAUGUGCAAAUAA